Phytophthora nicotianae INRA-310 is the source of this 2256-nucleotide messenger RNA. RefSeq lists its product as hypothetical. The record is from RefSeq and is a predicted model, not a curated record. The transcript is spliced from 5 exons. Gene Ontology annotation, molecular function: nucleic acid binding. Bases 1 to 2256 code for a protein of 751 amino acids. NCBI's taxonomy places the organism in Eukaryota, Oomycota, Peronosporomycetes, Peronosporales, Peronosporaceae.
AUGUCGGACCCGUCGAUCCUCUUGACAGACACCGAGCUGCCGGACAACGUCAGCUAUCCGCCUGAACUGCCGCAGGAGGACAAGACGCACGGACGCCGCAAACCCAACCUGACGGACGAUCAGCGUCUCACGAUGGCCGAUUUCCUGCUCAAACACAGCAUGGGUGAGGCUCGCCUACCUCGCUCUGUUAUUACCGCUGCUGCUGACAAAUUCGAGGUGCACCGCAACACGGUGUCGCGCGUCUGGAACCUCAUGAAAGCGGCAAUAGACGUUGGAGCGCCCACCGACGUCGUGAUGAAUCAGGUAUUGUCCAAAAAGCGCGGCAACUGUGGACGCAAGAAGAAGGACUACUCGGCUGCGUUAGAGCGGGUAAAGCAGCUCCCGUUGAGUCAACGUGGCUCGCUCCGAGCGCUGUCAACAGCUGUAGGUGUCCCGCGCACGACGUUAUUCCGUCUAUUGCGGAACGAAGACUCGACUGGUAACCCAGUGAUCAAUACUGCCGAGCAACAGGACUCCAACUCCGAUGCCAAGCCGACGAUCGCUAACGCAAUCAAACCAGCGCUUUCCGAUAAGAAUAAACGGGAGCGACUCAAGUUCUGCUUGGACAAGAUGCGGCCCAACGGAGUGUUCGACGACAUGUUCAACGUGGUGCACAUCAACACCAAGUGGUGCUCACUACUCGGCAGUCGCGACGCGAAGAAGACGAAAGCGAUGUUCCUCAUCGCCGUCGCUCGGCCUCAGUGGGAUAGUCGGCGACGGCAACAGUUUGACGGCAAGCUUGGUGUCUGGCCAUUUGUGGUAACCGAUCCACCUUUAGAACCCUACGCAGAAGCCAUAGUAUUACCUGGGAUCCAAGCAGCAUCCCGAGUCGGACGAGUGUUCCGUGUACUAGAGACAAUCACCAAGAAGGAGAUUCAGACGAUGAUUACAUCCUACGUCAUUCCAGCGAUCAAGAUGAAGAUGCCGAGCUCGUUGCGCGAUGGACGAGUCUUCAUCCAGUUUGACAACCAGCAAAUGCGAUUAACGCCCGAUGACCCCGUGGUUGCUGAGCAUGGAAGGAUAGAUGGCUGGGAUAUUCAGGUGCAAUACCAACCAGCCUACAGUCCAGAACUGGUGGUACUAAACCACAAUUUCCUCAAGAGUAUUUAUCCAGAUUUGACAGUCCGUAUUGCCACCAUGCAGCCUCCUAUAGAAGAGCUUAUUGCUGGUGUAGAGCGCGCAUAUGCCGCAGUCUCUAAACGACAGAUCAACGACACCUUCCUGGCUUUGCAGAAGACGAUGGAGUGCGUUAUGCUAGCGGGCGGCUCCAAUGACUUUGAUUCGCAAGAAGACGCGACCAAGAAGAGUUUGCAGCGCAAUGGCAGUCUACCUCACAAAGCUAAAGCGCAUCGAGACGCGAUGGUACGGAUACUAUGUGUUUUUGGCAAGACAAUUGACCGGGUUGCUUUCCUGGUCAGCGACAAUUGCUCCCUGAACAAAAAGUUAGCUCGCCUGCUUGGCGUACCGCUAGUCGGGUGCGCCAGCCACAGGUUGAACCUGGCUGUGACACUUGUGACGGCAAGCUUGGAAAGUGUGCUCGUCAAAACCCAAGGACUGAUGGUGAGACUCCGUACGCUGAACGAAUCGGCCAAGCUUCGAUUCAAGACAAAACUUCGCCCGGUACUUCGUCAAGACACCAGAAGGGGUUCAACCUUUAAAAUGCUUCACCAUUAUUUUGAUCUUCUCGAAUUUAUCGACCGUGACGACGAGAAUCUGGCUGAGUUCAUCCCCUCCGCGAGUGAAAACAAGAAAUUGAAGGUGCUGUUGACGACACUGGAACUGAUUCAGUCGGUUUCAAUGCAGCUGCAGUCCGAUGGUGUGACGCUAUGGGAGAUUUGCGUUCUAUUCGACGCAUUGCUCAAGGAAAUGCCCGCUUUAAAGCGAUACUUGGGUGCUACAGGAUCAAUCGUCGCCAGCCCUGACUUUGAGUCAGCCUGCGUCAAAAUUCAGUCGGACAAACAGAACCCUAUUAGCCGCCAGGAGAAAGCGGCUUGCCAACGUUUCCUGCGAGAGCCCCAGAACGAAGUGAAUCUGCAAGGAUCGUCGCAACAAGGUUUCGCAGCAUCAGUCCUUAAAAAAGCUCGACUGGACGUUGCUCGCGCGACUUACGGUCUUGAUCUGCACUCUUUGUUGCCCAUCUCGCUGGAAAUGGUGUUAUGUCUGAGAGUUAACGAGUGUUACUGGGGUGCUGAAACUAUUCAUCAAUGCCUCGACUAA